Molecule: messenger RNA, 739 nt
Organism: Copidosoma floridanum
Lineage: Eukaryota; Metazoa; Arthropoda; Insecta; Hymenoptera; Encyrtidae
Gene: mRpL49
Product: mitochondrial ribosomal protein L49
Biological process (GO): translation
Cellular component (GO): mitochondrial large ribosomal subunit; ribosome
Molecular function (GO): structural constituent of ribosome
Source: RefSeq, a predicted model, not a curated record
ACAGCUGAUAGCAUUUGUGGAAUACGGCCAUUAGGUAUCAUUUAAUGAUCAAGUGUAUUAGCGAGUUAUAUUGUUAUUAAGGGACGGAUGGCUACGGCUCUAUAUUUUCUGGGCCGUGCGGCGGUGAAUACGCUAUUAAAGUCCAGCGAAGUCGCCCUCGCACCUGCAGCUGUCCGUCUGCAGAAUCAAACAAGAAGCAAUCAUAUUGAUUUUAAAAAAAUUAAUGUUGAAAAAUUAGAUGAAUCACAACUGACCGACUUUGAAGUAUCAACAGAUCCUAAAGAAUGGCAGUUUGUGGAGAGAAUAUUACCAUUAAAAACUGUGCCAUACCCUAAAAAAUUUAAUGGACCUGCUCCAUCAGGAUGGGUGCCACCCAAAGAAGAAGCCCGUGAGCUACCUUACUUCAUUCAAAGAAACAAAAACCACAUGCAACCAGUGUAUUUGGAGCUUUCCUACAGAAAUUCGAGAAAAAUUACGUGCAUAAGAUUAAUUCAAGGAGACAUUUGGCAAUUAGAAAAGGACAUCAAAAUGUAUCUUCAGAAGAAAUCAAAAAAUAAACAUUUGAAAGAGGCGGGUAGCAGGGUUAGUGAAAUUGCAGGCACUAUAAAAUUUCGCGGAGACUAUGUAUCUCUUGUAAAAGCAUGGAUGGACAUGAAAGGAUUUUAAAUUUUGUUUAUUCUUUUGGUAUUCCUUGAAUAUGUUUCCUAGUUUGUAAAUAAACUGCUUUUGUUUUGAUACA